CCGCACUCCCCCACCUCCGCUAUCCCAAUGCCGCUCGGGAUCGGGCAAGCUCUCCCGAGAACAUGGCUGUUGAGGACAGUGUCAUCUUCAUCGAGAUAAAUUAAUUCCUGUCUUAGUUCAUGUAUAGCGAGUGUGUUUCUAUGUUAUCCCGGAGGUUCGGGCAUCAACUGUUCAAAGCAGAGCCAACCCUGCCUUAAACCACCGCGUCCCCCAUCAGGGGUCACACCUCACUCACCUAACUCAAGCUUGAUAACAUUCUACGCCGUUUUGCAACCCACCUGAAGUAUUGAUACUGCUUGACCGGACGGACGGGGUACUCACUGGAUCAGUCCUCCGCUUUAAAUUAUUCCUCUCUUCUCCCCCCAUUCCCGCACCUUCAGACAACCCCAUAGCAAACUACGAGGAACCACCACCGCCAAAGAUGUCAACCAAACACUUUUUCUCCGACCCUUCCCACCUGGUCACCUCGGCCUUGACCUCACUGACGCUAACCAACCCGUCCCUGGCCGUGGAUCUACCCAACAAGAUCAUCUACCGGCGCCCCUCGCCUUCUUCCCAACAUUCCCACCGCCAGAUCACGUCAAUCAUCUCGGGCGGCGGCUCCGGGCACGAGCCGUCCUUUUCCGGCCUGGUGGGCGAGGGCCUGCUGUCAGCCGCCGUGGCGGGGACCAUCUUUGCCAGCCCGUCGGCGGAGCAGGUGCGGACGGCCAUCAUGGGGCGGGUGGACGACAAUGACAACAACAACAACAGGGAUAACAAGGAUGGCGGCGGCGGUGUGCUGGUGACGGUCAUGAACUACACGGGCGACGUGCUCAACUUUGGCAUGGGCGUCGAAAAGGCCCGCGCGGCAGGGGUGCGCGUCGAGAUGGUGGUUGUGGGCGACGACGUCGGCGUUGGGCGGCGCAAGGCGGGCAAGGUCGGCCGCCGCGGCAUCGCGGGCACCGUCCUGGUGCACAAGAUCAGCGGCGCCCUCGCCGCCAUGGGCUACGGCCUGUCUGACGUGGCUCGCGUUGCGCGGCUGGUCGCGCAGAACCUGGUCAGUGUCGGCGCGAGCUUGGAACAUGUCCAUGUUCCUGGCCGCGGGAAGCAGGAGGAGGGGUUAUUAGGGGAUGGGGAGGUGGAAAUUGGCAUGGGGAUUCAUAACGAGGCCGGGUCGAGCAGGGAGGUGGUUGGGCUGCCGGAGCUGGUGGGCAAGAUGCUGAAGCAGAUGCUGGACCAGGAGGAUGAGGACAGGGCGUUUCUCAGGGUCAAUUCGAACGAGGUGGUACUGCUGGUGAAUAACCUGGGCGGGGUGAGUGUCUUGGAGAUGGGCGGGAUCCUGACGGAGGUUGUGACGCAGCUGGAAAAGACGUGGAAUAUCCGGCCGGUGCGGAUUCUGAGCGGGACGUACAUGACGAGUCUCAACGGGCUGGGGUUCAGCAUCACGCUGCUGAAUGUGGUCAAUACAGAUCUGGGCGGGCCCAGCAUGGUCGAGCUGCUGGACUACCCAUGCGAGGCUGUCGGUUGGUCGGCACCGAUUACCAAGCGGACAUGGGAGGAGAAGAACACGGCAACAAGGGAGCAAGACGCGUCUAAUGGUGGUGAGGUUCUGCCGAGCGGUUUGAAGAUGGAUGCAAGCGCCGCACAAGAAGCGCUCACCCGGGGCCUGCAGAGCGUCGUGGCCGCGGAGCCGGACAUAACACGCUACGACACGGUCGUGGGAGAUGGGGACUGCGGCAUUGGGCUGAAAAGAGGUGCAGAGGCCAUCUUGAAGCACCUGCAGUCUCACCCGCUAUCGGGAGACGCGGUGGUGGACCUGGCCCGCAUCGUGCCCAUUGUCGAAAGGGAGAUGGACGGUACUUCAGGGGCGCUGUAUGCCAUCUUCCUCAACGCGCUCCUCGCCGCGCUGAGGUCGCAGGGGCAGGGGGAAGCAUCGGCAAAGGUGUGGGCCUCGGCGCUCAAGCAGAGCUGCGAUACGCUGUCCCGGUAUACGCCGGCCCGGCCCGGAGACCGCACGCUUGUGGAUGCGCUGUAUCCGUUUGUUGAUGUUCUCGGGCAGACGGGCGACGUCGGGCAAGCGGCCGAGGCAGCACAGAAUGCGGCAGAGGGAACUAAAGGCAUGAAGGCCAGCUUAGGACGGACCGUGUACAUUGGCGGAUCUGGAUUCGAGCAGGUGCCCGACCCGGGCGCAUGCGGUCUCGCCGCCUUCUUCCUUGGUCUGGCCGGUAUCAAAAAGGUUGACGAGGGCUGGGAGAAGCUGUAAGCUGCACUUGCAGACACAUAACUAUGUAUGCAGUUUUUCAUGUUUGAAAAGGGUUGUGUGGAAUUGGAGAUACCAGUCAUUAUUUAAUCGUAGUUAUUUGACCACUCCUCGGGCGGUCAGCCGGUCGAAUGGGACUCAUUCACAG
This is a messenger RNA of Canariomyces notabilis, 2387 nucleotides long. RefSeq names its product dihydroxyacetone kinase. The transcript is spliced from 2 exons. The coding region runs from base 422 to 2242 and encodes 606 amino acids. Lineage: Eukaryota; Fungi; Ascomycota; Sordariomycetes; Sordariales; Chaetomiaceae. Gene Ontology annotation, molecular function: glycerone kinase activity; ATP binding. The record is from RefSeq and is a predicted model, not a curated record. Gene Ontology annotation, cellular component: cytosol. Gene Ontology annotation, biological process: glycerol catabolic process.